Molecule: messenger RNA, 1526 nt
Organism: Phacochoerus africanus (Common warthog)
Lineage: Eukaryota; Metazoa; Chordata; Mammalia; Artiodactyla; Suidae
Product: translation initiation factor IF-2-like
Exons: 2
Coding region: 1-588 (195 amino acids)
Source: RefSeq, a predicted model, not a curated record
AUGGAGGCUGUCAACAGUCCUGCACCCCCGCUACCCUGCCCGGACGCCACUUACCACUCGGCCCGGCCUCCCGGUGCGGCCGCGCGUCCGGGGCGCGUCCGCCGCGCGCUCUCCCUGGGGAGAAAGAGAAACCGUGUAGACGGUCGGCGCGCGCUCACUCGCCGCCUCCUCUGCGGAGAACAGCAAGCGGCGAGGCCGGGGCGGGCGCAGAGCAGAGGGGGGCCCGGGGGAGGCGGGGGCGGAAUCUGCCCAACUCCCGAGCCUGGCUCCGAGGGAGACACGGAAUGCAGGCUGGAGAGCAGCCGGCGGAGGCCGCGUUCCCAGCAGAGUUGGGGGAGGCGGAGGUGCCCUGGUCCCCGGGCAUCAACUAUUGUUUGCGCGCUCGGGUCCCCGCUCGCGCCGCCUCCGAUGUUCAGCGCCCCUCAUCCCGCCUGCCUGCCCCCAAGAGAAAGAGCUGAGGGGGCGGCCGACGCGGGAAGCAAUUGCUGGAGGACUGGAGGGCCGGAGUUCCGAGGUGGGCGCCGAGUGGGGGAGGGGACAGCUACACAGAGAAGUGGUCACCCAGUGAAGUGGAGGAAGAACUCCUAGACCUUGGAUUCUGGUGUGGAUUUCUGGACCUAAACUCAACUCGAAUAUGAAUUCAUUUUCCUGGACUUUUAUUUCUUUAAAUGCAAAAAGAGAGAGCUAAGGACCCAGCCCUUUAGACUAAACGUUUAUGUGUUGAUGUGUUACCCUUUUUCCGGGAUUUAUACGCUCCUGGCUAAGAAUCUUUCAUGAAAAAGAAAAAAGCUCCUGAAUUUCCCUCCCUGUCCACUGGUUUCACCCUUUAAAUACCUCCCUACCUUCCCCUCCCUUCUCCUUGCCUCCUACCCUCACUGGCAUUCCAACAACUCCAUCUCAGUUAUCAAGGGCAACCCCAGCUCAGGCUGGUAAGGUGGACACUUCUUGAUAGGCACUUCCUGCCGCACUCUCACGGCGUCGGUGGUUGGCGCUGCUAGAGUGGAUCCUGAUCAUUGCCUGUGGUGCGGCCGGCCCGGCCCCCAAGAGCUGCUGGCUGGCCGUGGAACUCUCAGGAACACCGGCGGGUGCUCGGCUUGCCUCCACCUCUCAGAACAACCAGCUCCAGCUCCUAGGUCCCUGGGCUGCGGGGCCGUCGUGAGCUUCUUGCGCCAUGCUUCCUCUAGAGGGCAGCACAAAUCACAUUAGCUGGGGGCGACUCAAAGGUACAGGAUUGACUCGGAGAAUUCACUCAAACUCCCCUAGCCCAGACUGAUGUAAUGGGAGCAAGAAUGAAAGUGUCACACCAGUGGUCUUCACCUGAAGGCAGUUCAGCAUGUUGGAGACAGAAGAACCUGGCCUCAAGUCCCACUUCCACCUUUAGUGGUCAGGUAGCUCUGGGAUAAGUUAGUUAAACCUCUCUAAACCUUGAUUUUCCUACCUUUAAAGCAGGAAUAGUAAUUAUGAUUCAUUCCAAAAACCACACAUAGUUGUUUUGAGGAUUAAAUGAGAUGACCCAGGAGUUCCCG